Molecule: messenger RNA, 771 nt
Organism: Melitaea cinxia (Glanville fritillary)
Lineage: Eukaryota; Metazoa; Arthropoda; Insecta; Lepidoptera; Nymphalidae
Product: protein obstructor-E-like
Exons: 6
Coding region: 1-711 (236 amino acids)
Cellular component (GO): extracellular region
Molecular function (GO): chitin binding
Source: RefSeq, a predicted model, not a curated record
AUGAUUUUAAAUAAUAAUAAUGUUCCAUUAAGUAGUGCACAAAACCUGCGCAAUGUGACAGGUAGUCCACAAUAUGACAAUGAGAGAAAUCCUGUUUGCAAAUUACGAAAUGCGUAUUUAGUUGUGGAAGGAAAAUGUGAUUCUUACAUUGAAUGCCGGGAUUAUCAGCCAAAUGAAAUGGACUGCCCCGACGGUCUCAACUACAAUCCUGAAGCAAAAUGGCCUAAUUACGCUUGCAGUUACCCUCAAGACGUCCCUUGUGAAGGACGUAAAUCAAGACAACCAGCAAAGCCUACCGCUAACUGCCCACGUCAAAACGGCUACUUCAAAUCACCUUUAGCUAAAGAAAAUGACUGUGGACAUUACCGUCUAUGUAGUGGUGGUGAACCCUUUGAAAUGUUCUGCCCCAAUGGUUUGGCCUUCAAUCCUGAUACCGGCCGCUGCGACUGGCUUGAACUUGUGCCAUCAUGUAACGCUGAAAAAUACGUUUCAUUCAAAUGUCCUCCAUCUGCAGUUGAUAAAUCGGGCAACGCUAUGGUCACCAAUCACAAAUACGAGGGUAGUUGCAACGUAUUCUACUCUUGUAUGAACGGACACGCUCGCGUCCUUUCCUGUGAUGAUGGAUUCGCAUUUGAUGCUGUCAAGGGUCACUGUGAUAUCGAAGAACGCGUUAAUUGCGACGCGCGUUUUGCUAGAAGUCAAGUUUUCUGAAUAAUUAAUACUUACUUCUUAAUGUAUUACAACUUUUUUGUAAAUAAAGUGUAAAAUUUA